AACAAGUGGCCGAGAGGGUUGCGAACUUUGGAUCAGGAUUGAUCAAGCAUACUGGGUUGGAGCCAAAAGACUUGCUUGGAAUUUUUAUGAACAGUAGACCAGAAUGGGUGAUCGCCGAUUUGGCAUCUAGUCAUUACAGUCUGGUCACCGUGGCCAUGCCGAGCAGUUCACCACGUCUCACCGAUGUCAUCAAUCAAUUACAGCUCACCGAUGUUCGAGUGAUUGUAGUGUCCGAAGAAACGCUACCAAUCAUAUUUUCGGCUUCGUCGUCACCCAACAGUUUAAGACACGUCAUUCUGGUUGGUGAUAACAAGACAGUCAUCACAGACGAACAGAGAGAACGAGCGAACGCUUUGAAAUUGAAUUUAUGUUCUUUUGAAGAGAUUGAAGAGAUCGGGAAGAAGGAAAGGGUAGAAUACAAUUUUGCUGCAAUCAAAGACACGGCAACAAUAGUGUUCUCGAGGGGUACGACAUCUGAAGGACCCAAAGGAAUUGAGUUAACUCACGAGAAUAUUUUGGCGGACAUAGCUGGAAUACUUACCACCGUACACGAUAAGCAAAGGACAAACCAUGAGGACAGAUACUU
This is a messenger RNA of Acaulospora morrowiae, 586 nucleotides long. Lineage: Eukaryota; Fungi; Glomeromycota; Glomeromycetes; Diversisporales; Acaulosporaceae. The record is from the annotation of a GenBank genome assembly.